AUGAGUAUUCUGGUACUACUGUACACAGUAUCUUUACUAGAUCUGUGUUACUGUAGAGAACCAAGUAGUCUCCGCAAGGAAGUUGUAAACACCACCUUUGACCUCUCUUCUCCAAAUCCUUCCCUGGCUAGAGACUAUGAAAGUGCAGUGGAUGGAGUAACCUAUUACUCCUACUUUCCCAAGGGAGUAUGGUUCAACAAGGUUGUAGAUGCUAGAGUCACCAUCUGGGAAGCUGAAGGAGAAGAGAGAUGUACAAUACCAUUCCUAAGUGUUGAAGGUGACAAGAGCAGGCUCGUUCUUCAUGUUUGGCCUAAUAGCGUAGAAUCCAAGAUGUUGUACUAUGAGAAGGUAUAUGGAGAAUGGAAGAUUGCAAGUGUAAGAUUUAAGGGUCUUCCAGAGUCAGAGAAAGUUGUAUCUCAAGAUGACGAUGAGAUAGGAGACCUUGAUGAGGCAUUACCAGAGACCAAAGUAGAAGAACAUGAGACUCCAGAAGUUUCUAUAGAGGAUUCCAAGCCAGAAAAGGAAUCCGAGGUUCUAGAAGAGCCCACUAUAGAACCAAAAGUAUUUACCCAUGAAGAUAUUGUAGUUGAGGGGAUACUGAAAGUUUAUGAAUUUUCACCCAGUACUGAGACAUCAAAAGAGGUUUCCAUCGCAGAAGAUUCACAUACUGAGGUCCCCGAAGAAGCUAAAGACAGCCCUAAAACUAGUGCAGAUCCCUUUCGACUACCAUCAACAUUUCCUGACCCUGAAGAUGUAGGCCCCUUGGUCUCAAAGGUCAACACAUCUCGCUUUAACGUAGAAGAGGGAGAGGAAGACUGUGUCAAGGUUCUUAAACUAAAGGCUAAGGGUCGUUUGACAAGGAAGGUAAGGUAUGAUGGACAAAAAUUAUGGUCCAGUGGUAUAGUUGGUCCUUCCUUCUUUUCAGCAAUACUCUACAUGGAUGGAGAUAAGCCUACUCUGGCUGUUAUAAGGACAACAGGUUCUUUUAUCGGUGAAUACAUGGAAUAUAGAUACCAUGAUGGUAUUAAAUGGAAAAAUUGUAACGAAGGUUGUCAUAUAAAUAGACUAGAGAAGCUGAAGAAGCAGUAUAAAUAUGCAACACCUUCUACUCUAGACCUUUCUAACCCGGAUACCUCCAAGUUCGAUGUGCAUACAGAAACGGAAUCUGGAGCAUCCUUCAAGUCUUAUACUCCAAGGGAUGCCUUUCAUAUCUCCUCUGUUAUGGAUGCCGGAGCUACUGUCUGGAAAUCUUCUGGAGAUGAAAAGUGCGUAUUUGUAGAAUCUUAUGCUAAGGGUGGUGUAGAACUUCUUUACCUGGAAACUUCCGGUGGUACUAUGUCUAAGUACUUUGAGAAAGUAGAUGGACAGUGGAGGGAUAUUACAGAAGAGGGUUUUAAUGAGAAGGCAAAGACAAUGAUCGGAGAAUCGGGAAGGGAUGGUACUUUAAAUAUCUCUCAUCCAAGUAGACUACUAUGCAAAUCCUUUGACUAUACUUUUGCUGCUAACGCGGUAAGAUUAGUGGUUCCCAAGAAGGGCGUUAGUGUUACAAAGCUAAUGAAUGAUACUGAAGAGGUUUAUACCCUUUCAUCCGGUGAGACAUUACAAUAUGUAGAUGCAUAUCUCAACAAGGAUGGUAAUCCUGAACUUGUGUUGGUUACUCUCAGAACAUCUUCUGGCUUAUCACGAAGAGAUUAUGUAAAGAGUGAAGGUAAAUGGGAACCUUGCAGUAACAGUGGUGCCAAGAUUAAGAACUUAGUGGUUAUUUCUAACUGGGAAUCGGACUUUGGACUUGAUGUUUCAACUACUGAUACUAAAGAAUGCAGUGUCUUUGAGGCAAAAUUACUGGGAGUCACUACCAAGCACUUUUACCCUAAACCUGGCCAUGUCGCUAUCCAAGUAAAGGACGGUAAUAAGGAACUAUGGACCGGUGGAGCCAAUGAUCGUUGUCUUUCUUGCCUUAUUUAUAAACAUGGUGAUAAGGAGUUACUGGAGAUGGUUGUGGUGAAGAAUUCAGUAGUAAAAAAGUACUUUGAGAAAGCUGAUGGCAAGUGGGUUGAGAUAAAGAAGGAGGACUUUUUAACUAAGCUAAACGAUAUGAAUGAGGAAACCAAACAAGAGCCUGAACCCAGUGAUCAAGGAGCUCAGAGUGAAGAGAUCGACCAACAAGAAUCUUAUGAUACGCAGACAAGUUCUCCAUCUGUAAACAUCCCUGAAGAUCAAGACCCUAUGACCGAUAAUUCUGAAGGUAAUGAUACCGUAGAUGCAGAUUCUGCUAAAACCACUGAUAAUACUGUGAAAGAAGCCUCGGAAGGGGAGGUUGAAUCGAAGGAGAGGGAUAUAGACGGUACACUGUGUUGGAGCUCCAUUUGA
This is a messenger RNA of Theileria equi strain WA, 2370 nucleotides long. RefSeq lists its product as hypothetical. NCBI's taxonomy places the organism in Eukaryota, Apicomplexa, Aconoidasida, Piroplasmida, Theileriidae. Bases 1 to 2370 code for a protein of 789 amino acids. The transcript has a single exon. The record is from RefSeq and is a predicted model, not a curated record.